Pararge aegeria (speckled wood butterfly) is the source of this 2987-nucleotide messenger RNA. It is a transcript of the gene Nfs1, whose product is annotated as cysteine desulfurase, mitochondrial. The transcript is spliced from 9 exons. Gene Ontology annotation, biological process: [2Fe-2S] cluster assembly. Bases 101 to 1465 code for a protein of 454 amino acids. Gene Ontology annotation, molecular function: cysteine desulfurase activity; pyridoxal phosphate binding. Gene Ontology annotation, cellular component: nucleus; mitochondrion; cytosol. The record is from RefSeq and is a predicted model, not a curated record. NCBI's taxonomy places the organism in Eukaryota, Metazoa, Arthropoda, Insecta, Lepidoptera, Nymphalidae.
AAACAGUGUCAAUGAAAUCAAAAUCAUAUGUCAACUCAUGUCAAUCACAAAAUAAAAAAAAACCUCUAAAGAUCUAAGAAGUGAAAAAUUAGAAGAAAAUAUGUUUCGAGUUAUUAAAAAUCUUCCACCUGUGCUUUGCAAACAUCUUCUGCAAAGAUCGGUUCACCAAGAAAAUGCUAUACUUAUGUUUGUUCAAACAAAAAACCUCCAAACAGAUUCCGCUAAUGAAAGGUUUUCUUUGAAACAUGAAGAGGUUGGUCGGCCACUAUAUUUCGACGCACAAGCUACGACACCCAUUGAUCCUAGAGUACUUGAUGCCAUGUUGCCAUAUUUAGUAAGUUAUCAUGGAAAUCCACAUUCUCGAACACAUGCAUAUGGAUGGGAGAGUGAAGCGGGUGUUGAAAAGGCGAGAGAACAAGUAGCUAAUCUCAUUGGUGCUGAUCCUAAAGAAAUUAUAUUUACAUCUGGAGCAACAGAAUCAAAUAAUAUAUCUGUGAAAGGAGUAGCACAUUUCUACGCACCAAGAAAGAAGCAUAUAGUGACAACUCAAAUUGAGCACAAAUGUGUGUUAGAUUCAUGCCGAGCCCUGGAAGGUGAAGGAUUUAAAAUUACAUAUUUGCCAGUUGGGGCAAAUGGUAUUAUAUGUUUACAAGAAUUGGAGAAAGCACUUACACCAGAAACAAGUUUAGUUUCAAUUAUGACUAUCAAUAAUGAAAUUGGAGUGCAACAACCUGUCACUGAAAUUGGCGCCAUAUGCAAGAGCAAGAAGAUAUUUUUCCACACUGAUGCAGCACAGGCUGUUGGAAAAAUUCCUCUGGAUGUAAAUUCUAUGAAUAUAGAUCUUAUGUCUAUUUCUGGUCAUAAAAUAUAUGGGCCAAAGGGCGUAGGUGCCCUGUAUAUCCGACGACGUCCGAGGGUACGGGUGGAGCCUAUUCAAAGUGGUGGAGGUCAGGAGAGAGGAAUGCGAAGUGGAACUGUACCUACACCCUUGGUUGUUGGUUUAGGGGCAGCCUGUGAGUUGGCACAACGUGAAAUGGCUUAUGACCACGCAUGGAUGGAGAAAUUGGCAAAUAGGUUCCUAGAUAAGAUUUACACAAAACUAACACAUGUUAUAAGAAAUGGAGAUCCUAAACAAACAUAUCCUGGAUGUGUCAAUUUAUCGUUUGCCUAUGUUGAAGGGGAAUCAUUACUCAUGGCUUUGAAAGAUGUGGCCUUAUCAAGUGGAUCAGCGUGCACUUCUGCUUCUCUGGAACCAUCUUAUGUAUUAAGAGCUAUUGGUACAGAUGAAGAUCUAGCUCACAGCUCUAUCAGGUUUGGAUUAGGAAGAUUCACAACAAUAGAAGAGGUUGACUACACAGCAGAAAAGACAAUCAGACAUGUAGAACGACUCAGAGAGAUGAGUCCUCUAUGGGAAAUGGUUCAGGAGGGGGUGGACAUCAAAACAAUUCAAUGGUCUCAACACUAGGUUGCGUUAUCUACACAAUUUGCUAAUAAUAUUAUGUAUCAAAGAUGAUUGAUACUAUUCCUCAUAUAUAAUAAAGAUCUGGAAAAUUUAAUUUAAAAUUUAGUAAUUAAAGUGUUGGCAACUUAAAUGUAGAAUAGCUAAUAAAUAUCUAUGGAAUGUAUUCUAUAAAAGUUGUUGAAAAAUUUUUUUUUUAUUGUAUAGAAGUUAUUCUUACCACAAUAUUAUCUCAAUAUUUAUACUCUAUCACUCUAAGUAACUCACGCCUAAGUACCCUCAAAUGAAGGACUAUCAGACAUUUGGUUUCUUAUCUCACUACUGGCCCGCGCAUAGCGACGGUAGCGUAUCAGAGCCGUAUUAUUAUUUGUCUGGUCUAAUACUCAUAAUUUCAGUGAGAUUGUGGUUUCACCACAGGUGGUAAACAGUGUCGAAGCAGACAUUAUCUUGCAAGUCCGUGAUACAAUAAAUUUACCAGAUUUUAUUCCUGCGUCAACCUGUGUAGUUUUUAACUUUUGCUUUACCGUAGAAGCUGUGUUUUUUGAGGGAAACAUGCGUUUAGUGAACAAUCUGUGUGGUGUUCAACUAAUCAAUCCAUUAACAGCCUGUGUUCGUCUACUGUUUAACGUUAAAUCAAUUCUGAGAGCGCGAUCAUUUCGGUUCCGCACUUUAGCUGUAAUAGUUUAAUCAAAUUUGUUGGUUUAAAUGGCAUUUCCAGCUUGAUGUUUAUUGGAUAACGAGAUAAUAUUUUCCAUGAAGCAAAUUUAAAAAUACCAGAUUGCUAUUUUAGCAUUUUGGAAUUUUCUGGACUGUGUUUUGGCGCCAUUUACUUAGAGAACAGGUAGGAGGUGGUUUUCUAGAAUGGUUAUUUAAAUAAACAGAAAAAAAAACUAAAUAAUCGCCUACCUACUUAAUCACAUGGAGAAUACGGUUUAUUUGUUUUGUUUUCCUUGCCCGACAUAUUACCAGGAGAAAGCGUUUCUAUCGUACUUUGCCGUGGGUGAUGCAGCACUUAGACUGGAUGAUACUAUGUGGGUGUUAACAUAGAACUAUCAACAGCGGCAAUAUUCGCAAGAUGCACUUGCGUUGUAUAGAGGGUUUCAAAACACUUGAUCAACUAUAUCAAUUAUGAGACACACAGUACAGUAAAUAAUUCUACUGUUCUUAUUAUUUUAUGUUAUACGUGUAAAGAAAAUAAAAAUUAUUUUUGUGUAAAUAGUCACAUUAUUUAGUGAGAUGAUUGUUUAUAUAUAUAAUCUGUAGUUUUGUAAUAGAUUUGCUAAUAGUGACCAUAACGUUUUUAUAAUUUCUUAGUAUUGUUGUCUUAAAAUUAAAAAUUUACAUUAUUAUACAAGUAGACAUUCUAGAAAUGUGUUCCAGUAAGAUAUUUAUUUUUUAAACCAAAACUAAAAUUAUAUUUUUUUACGUUAUAACCCAAGUUACUUGUAAUAACGCGUUAUUCGUAAAUACGCAAGGCUAUUCCAUAAUAUUUAAGCACACAGACCAUAUUAAAUACGUUAUGUUGUAA